UCCUGCUGGCUGCCUUGGUCUCUCCCAUGAUGUUGGGCUUGAGGAUGGACUUCAGUAUGCUCCUGGAGCCUCUGGGCUUUGUUAAGGUCCUUGAAUGGGUUCUUGCCAUCUUUGCUUUUACUACAUGUGGAGGCUUUCAAGGUGAAACUGCUCUUUUAGUUUCCUGUGAAGGUGUGGUAAACAAAACAAUUACAGCUUCUUUUGCUUAUCCAUUUAGGUUGAAUACUGUUGUAUUUAGUGCACCAGACCCAAAAGGCUGUGGUGGUACUUGGACUGAUGUUUACCUCACGGGCAACUUCUCCUCUUCUGCACAGUUCUUUGUUACACUGGCAGCAUUGGUGUUCCUCUACUGUAUUACUGCCCUUGUGGUUUACAUUGGAUAUAACCACGUGUAUCAGCAAUAUAACAAAUUUCCACUAACUGACUUGGCAAUCAGUGUCUUGACAGCCUUUUUGUGGCUGGUCAGUACUUUUGUUUGGGCAAAGGCGCUUGCUGACAUCAAGGUGUCCACAGGAGCCAGCAUUAUUCCAGGAAUUGACUCUUGCAAAGCACCAGGAACAACUUGCCAUUUUCUUUCUGUGACCAACAUGGGAGUUCUGAAUGUGUCUGUGGUGUUUGGCUUGCUUAAUAUGAUUUUAUGGGCAGGAAAUGCUUGGCUGAUAUACAAGGACACCAACUUACACAACCAAUGGAAGAGAAUUUCUGAAAGUCCAACUGAAAGGGUAUAAAAACAGGUUGAUAUUUUGAAGUGCUUACCUUUUCACAUCACACUACCAAGAUCAUGGAGCUAUUAGGAUUAAUUUCACUAAUAACUGAUAAUUCAUACAAACUUCUAUUUUGUACUAUAGUUUAACAUAAGGUUGUGGGUACUCCAACUGAAGUGUUUAAUUAUAAUGAAAUAUAUUGUGUCCUUCAAGGCUGUGCAGCAUUAUAUUACAGUUUUUGAAGAGCAAAACAAAGAGGUUAUCUGGAUGAUGACCUUUUCUGGUUCUUAAAUUAGCCUUAUAGGAGGGAUGGCUGAGAAGCCACUGUAUGUGGGAUGUUAUUAGUUCUGACAAGUCUUCUCUGAAAAAUGGAAAGUAAAUUCAUCCAGGGCAGGUGAGAGUGCAGUUUAGUUUCUUCUUAUCACUGAUACCUUGAAAAAGUCACCUGAGUAGAAUUCAUAGCUCUGUCAAAUUUGCAGCCAAGAUGUGUAGGUUUCCAGAUACUCCUUUCAGAUCAUUGUAUCAGAUCUGCUGCUGGCCAGUCAGGGAGGACAUUACUUCUAUGUUUAAUAUGUUGUCACUGUUUAAUGGGAUAAUCUCUGAACAAGGACAUUUGUUGAAUGAAUUCAUAGCUCCUAGUCUCGCUAAUGUAAGAGUUUGUAUACAGCUGCAAUAGAUGAUUUAAACACUAGAAGGAGGUGGGGGAGGAAGAAAAAAUAAAGUAUGGCCCAAAACAUUUACAAAUACCGUAGAAAUCAAUGUUGAUAUUUUCUGCUACUUACUGCUCAGGCUUCUGUCUAUUACUUUUGAGGUUCAUGAACAAAGGUUGUGUGUGAUAGGAUGUAAAGGUCUGAAUAUGACAAAUUUGUUAUUGAUGUUGUUCAGUCUGUUCAUUGGGAGCAAUAUUUGGGUAUUCCCAUGUGGACUUCUUUAUUAUGGUGUCUGUUUCCCUGGGAAUUGCCUGGAACCACCAUUUUGACAAACCUGAUACAAAAGCUGUUCAGUUCUUUCUGGUCUGUUUAAACAGUUUGUGAUGAAAAUAGACAUAGUGUGUAUAUAAUGCAAAUUGUAACUGUUCAGGGUGCCAGAGCUAUUGACCUUCUGAUAGUAAACUGUAGUCUCAAAGAGUGUAAUAAAGUCAGUAUGACUGCUGCUGAAAGAACA
This is a messenger RNA of Parus major (Great Tit), 1868 nucleotides long. RefSeq names its product synaptophysin like 1 (gene SYPL1). NCBI's taxonomy places the organism in Eukaryota, Metazoa, Chordata, Aves, Passeriformes, Paridae. The record is from RefSeq and is a predicted model, not a curated record. The coding region runs from base 27 to 728 and encodes 233 amino acids. The transcript is spliced from 5 exons. Gene Ontology annotation, cellular component: synaptic vesicle; synaptic vesicle membrane.